AUGAGAGAUCAAGACAAACCCAGAGAGACUGAGAACACUGAUGGCAAAAACCACGGAGGCAUCAGGCUGUGGUGUACAGAGGCAGAAUGGACCGCAGAGAACAAACGAGGCUCUGUUCCCAUUGAAGUGUCAGUUACAGGCAAGGAGAGCUUCACACGCCAAGCUAUGGAGGAGCUGCCAAAAAGCCGCGGUGUAGUAGCUACACAGAAAUAUAGUGAGAAGUUGUUGCAGAGACAGACAGAUGAAAUGAAGGCGAGAACAAAACAGAUCGACAGCAUGGGACUGUGCAAGGGGGAAGAUAGCUUGUCACCUCCCGUCAAUGUGACCAUCAAAGCAGUGAAAGCCAACUCUGCUGUGGUGACAUGGGACAUCCCCGAGGGAGACCCCGUCAUCGGCUUUGCUAUCACACAGCAGAAGAAAGACGUGCGCAUGCUGCGAUUCAUCCAGGAAGUCAACACCACCACACGCUCCUGUGCAUUAUGGGACUUGGAGGAGGAGACAGACUACAUUGUGCAUGUCCAGUCCAUCAGCAUGUCUGGAUCGAGCCCGCUGAGCGAACCCCUGCGCUUCCGAACGCCGAAGGAGGCCGAGACUCAGGCCUCUAAGAGUAAAGACGAAGUGACGAUGGAGGAAGUGGGCCAGACCACCCAGCUGAGGGCAGGGGAGCUCAUCAUCAUCGUGGUGGUACUGAUCAUGUGGGCAGGUGUGAUCGCUCUCUUCUGCCGCCAGUAUGACAUAAUCAAAGACAACGAGCCAAACAACAACAAGGACAAAGCCAAAAACUCCUCAGAGUGCAGUACUCCUGAACACCCAACAGGGGGGCUGUUGCGCAGUAAGUUCCCCAAGAACAACAACAACAAUAGGAUGCCAUCUGUCAACAUCAUUGAGGUGUGA
This is a messenger RNA of Scomber japonicus (chub mackerel), 894 nucleotides long. RefSeq names its product fibronectin type III domain containing 5a (gene fndc5a). The transcript has 8 exons. The record is from RefSeq and is a predicted model, not a curated record. Gene Ontology annotation, molecular function: protein binding. Bases 1 to 894 code for a protein of 297 amino acids. Lineage: Eukaryota; Metazoa; Chordata; Actinopteri; Scombriformes; Scombridae.